CGGAGACUUAAUUAGAGAGAACCGCAGUGCCUGCGUCAGUUGUUGUGAUAUCGCCGUUCAACGCACACUGCGUACCGCGUACGCGCAAGUUCAUCAAAAGCUUCAAUAAUACGAAAGAUGAGCCGACACACCUGUUUGGCUGCAGCGGCGCUGCUGGUAGUGUUUUGCGUUGCAGAAGCACAAAGAAGAUUGGCGCUUCCUGACCCACGGAGUUGUGCUAAUAGGGUUCGCCACUCAACAUACAGGGACGGUCGUGGAGUUCUUCAUUCAUACUUCUUCAGUUGGGAACACGCACCCACCCGCAAUUUGGAAGUGGACUGGUUAGACGCCAGGAACAUCUGCCGUCGUCACUGUAUGGACGCCGUCUCACUGGAGACCCCUCAGGAAAAUGAAUUCAUAAAGCAGAGGAUCGCAGCGGGCAACGUGCGGUACAUUUGGACUUCUGGUCGUAAAUGUAACUUCGCGGGUUGCGACCGUACCGACCUCCAGCCCCCGAAUGUAAACGGUUGGUUCUGGUCCGGUUCCGGAGCAAAGAUUGGACCCACCACUCAAAGGAACACCGGAGAUUGGUCCUACACCGGCGGAUAUGGACAGCAACAACCUGACAACCGUGAGGCUGCACAAGGCAAUGACGAAUCUUGUUUAGCAAUCUUAAACAACUUCUACAACGACGGUGUCAAAUGGCACGACGUGGCCUGUCACCACGUGAAACCUUUUGUUUGUGAAGACAGUGAAGAACUGCUUAACUUCGUGAAGUCGCGUAACCCCGGCCUACGCCUAUGAGAUAAUUGAGCCAUUACGGCUUUGUACAAAACCUAAACCCUAUUUUUAACUUAUUUAUUACGAUAGUUAAAUUUCACUUUUGGAUUUUAAGCAUUUUUGAUAUUGAUUCAAAAUUUACUGUAAAAACAUGAAUGCACAAAAUAGGAUAAAGUAACUUAUAUUGUAUGUGUAGAAAUAAAGUUUUAAAAAAAUAA
Pieris brassicae (large cabbage white) is the source of this 977-nucleotide messenger RNA. RefSeq lists its product as uncharacterized. The coding region runs from base 118 to 783 and encodes 221 amino acids. The record is from RefSeq and is a predicted model, not a curated record. NCBI's taxonomy places the organism in Eukaryota, Metazoa, Arthropoda, Insecta, Lepidoptera, Pieridae. The transcript has 5 exons.